This is a messenger RNA of Spodoptera frugiperda (fall armyworm), 1261 nucleotides long. Its product is annotated as high choriolytic enzyme 2. The record is from RefSeq and is a predicted model, not a curated record. Lineage: Eukaryota; Metazoa; Arthropoda; Insecta; Lepidoptera; Noctuidae. Gene Ontology annotation, molecular function: metalloendopeptidase activity; zinc ion binding. Gene Ontology annotation, biological process: proteolysis.
GUAUAUAAGGUGGAUGAUUCGUUUUUUUAAUUAAUCCUACAAAGAUGUUGUCUGGUUUAGUGUUCUUCGUCCUGGUAGGGUGUGCGGUGGCCGUCCCUCCUGUGACCAGGUCCAGGAGCGACAUUGAGUCGUUCAGGGCCUUCCUGGAGAAGAGCAGGACAGACGAUGGCAUCCGUCUAGAAUCCCGCAUGCUCCUGAACCCCCAGGCUUCAGUGUGGGAGAACAGUGGCAAGUUCGAGGGCGACAUCUUGCUGAAUGAUGAGCAGGCCGAGCUCAUGCUGCAGGAGUACGCUCAGGGCAGGAACGCGUACAUCUGGCCCAACACCAAAUGGCCUUCCAACACCAUUGUUUACGAGUUCAACAAUGAGUUCACCACCGCCCAAGUCAACGCCAUCUAUGCCGCCAUGAGGGAGAUCUCCGCGAGGACCUGCGUCAGGUUCCGUCGCCGUGAAGCCAGAGACUUCAACUUCGUCAGGAUCACCGGCCGUGCCGACGGUUGCUACGCUAACGUAGGAUACUGGGCCAGCAUGGGCGUCCACACCUUCAACUUGGCCCGUGACACCCCUGGCCGCGGCUGCUUCACCCACACCACCAUCAUCCACGAGUGGCUCCACGUCGUCGGCUUCAUGCACAUGCAGUCCACCCACAACAGAGACACCUACGUCCGCAUCAUGUGGCAGAACAUCUGGCCAGGCAUGGAACACAACUUCGAGAAGUACGGAACCAACAUAGUGCACAACAUGGGUCUGCCUUACGAAUACGCCAGCAACAUGCACUACGGCAGAUUCGGCUUCAGCAUCAACGGCCAAGCUACCAUGUUGCCUAUCUUCAAUGACAACGGUUUAAUGGGACAGACUCAGUUCGUCAGCGCAUGGGACUGGCAGAGGGCCAACAGGCAUUACAACUGCCCCGGAGCCUGGAAUGACAUUGUCAACCCUGACGUUACCAAGAGUGACUACAGAUUUGAGCCUAAUUAUGAACUAAUUGAAUAUAUGCCCGUGGAUGAAAUUAUUAAGGAAAUCGCCCCAGAAGAGGAGGUUAUCGAAGACGCACCCGAGCAAAAGCUGCUAUGUUCUAAAGUCUCUUUCGUCAAUGACCCUUCAAAAUACACCUACCGACCUAUACCCUAGACUGAUCUGUAAAAAAAUAUAAUCACUGUAUGACCAUUUUAUUUAUUUGGCUAUUUAUAUUUUGUACUGUUUUCAUCAAAAUUUACUUUUACGAUGUUGUUUUUGAAAUAAAAAAUGAUGAUUGAUUUUUA